AUGGAGGCCUGGUUUGCAGUUGAAGAUGGUUGGACCGAACCAAUGGUCAAAAAUGAUGAGGGAGAAUCGAUGGCUAAACCUCGGAAGCAGUGGACUGCUGAAGAAAAGACUGAGGCUAAACACAACUCUCAGGCCUUUUCGGUGAUUUUCAACUCCCUACCACUGGAUCAGUUCAAUAGUGUCCAGGGUUGUGUGGCAGCAAAAGAAGCUUGGGAUAUCCUCCAAGUUAUCUUUGAAGGAACUAGCAAUGUAAAAAGGACACGCCUGAACAAUCUGGCCUCCGAUUUCGAGAAUCUGUCCAUGGAAGAGGGUGAGACUAUUGCAAGCUACAACAGUCGUUUGAGUGCUAUCGCACAGGAAGCUGUUAUCAUGGGAAAACGCUACAAGGACAAGAAGCUGGUGAAGAAAUUUCUCAAGAGCAUUCCAGACAAAUUUCAACCACAUAGAUCUACCAUUGAUGUUUCCUUGAACUUUGAUGAGUUGAAGUUCAGUCAAGUUGUUGGGAUGAUGCAGUCGUUUGAGAUGCAGCUUAAGAAAAAAGAACAUCGCGCUGAACGAUCGUUUGCUCUAAAGGCUGUUGAAACUCCGAAGAAUGCUGAGACACAAGAUGCUGCAGAUGAAGAAAAAGUUGGAUUACUUGUUAGGAAAUUUUUCAAAAAAAUAGAGCGUGGUCAGCACAGAGGAUCCCCAUCUACAGUUAGAAGUGAUUUGGAGAGGGACUUUAAGAGGGGUGAUAGGCAAGAGCGCCAAUGUCUGGAGUGUGAUGGAUACGGACAUCUCAAGGCAGAGUGCCCUAACUACAAACGUAGAUGGUUGAUGCAGUGCUAUGGAUGCAAAAGAUAUGGUCACUCCAAGGCUGAAUGUCCUACUAAAGAGAGUAGAUCCAAAUUGUUUAUAGUCUGGAGUGAUAGUGACUCUGAUGAUAACGAGCAAGAUGGUGAAGUUCUCAAUAACUAUGUGGCUCUGCUGGGAGUCAUUGAGGAAUAUGAAGUAGUGGAACAAGGUGAAAAGGAUCAACCAGCUGUUGUGUCAGAUUCUGAAGAUGACGAGGCAGAUCUACCCCCUGAGGAACCGGUUACCUUAUUUAACUCGCUGUCGUCAGAUCUUGAAGAGGAAAGAGCUAAGUCCCAGGGACUAGAAAAGCAAUUGGAAGAGCAGCUCAAAAACAUCAUAAUGCUGAGCAAGGGAAGAAAGGAUCUCGACACGAUUUUGAGUAGUGGAAGGAUGGGUAAUACUAAGUGGGGACUUGGGUAUCAAGGUAACAAUGCCUCAACAUCCACAAAGUUUGUCAAGGGUCUUGAUGCAGAAAUCAAAGAAGCUACACCCAUCAAAUCAAGGACACAAGCGGCAGUCCCAAUCAAAACCAAUUCUCAUCAAGCAAGAAAUGUUGAUACUCAAAGGAGAUUUCAGGCUACUUACCGAGCACCCUUUAGAACUAUGCAUAUGACUUAG
Camelina sativa (false flax) is the source of this 1452-nucleotide messenger RNA. Lineage: Eukaryota; Viridiplantae; Streptophyta; Magnoliopsida; Brassicales; Brassicaceae. The record is from RefSeq and is a predicted model, not a curated record.